UUUUCCCAUGCCGGUACGGCAGGUCGCUGUAAAGUUGAGGUUAUGUGUCAAAUUACGGGAGGUGUAGUGGUUGCAGUUUUACUUUCCCUGCGAUGAUUUAGCCCCAUUUGGAUGCAAGCAACCAACCAUGGCCGAGGUGAAGAAACUGCAGCAACACUUGGCCCUCCUCAAGGAGGAGUACUCGAAGCUCCAGAGCAAGUACCACGAAAUUGAGGAGAAAUACGACGCGAUUUCAGCCACCGCUGACACCACCGAAGCCACGUUCGCCUCACGGCUGCUUCACACAAUUGCCACUUUGUACAAUUCGAAGAGUUACAGCGACUUGAAAAUCAGGCUUUGCGACCGUGUUAUAAACGCGCAUAAGUUGGUUUUGGCGGCAAGGUCGGACCUCUGGACGGAGACGAGUCUCCAAAGCGAGCUGGAUUGGAGCGAACUGGACGCGGAUGUGGCUGAGGCUAUUCUGGUCUGGAUGUAUACAAAUAAAAUUGAGUUUAAGGAUGAGGAUUUCACUUUGAAAGUGAUUCGGAAAGCGCAUGAGUUCAAGUUGGAUAAUUUGGUGCAGAGUUGCGAACAAUUCCUAAUCUCUGCGGUGACAAUCAGGACCUGUGUGAAGCUGUAUUCGGUGGCGGAGGAAAUCGAGGCCCAGAAUUUGAGGGAGUAUUGCUCGGGGUUGAUUUCAACGCAUUGGGAUGACUUGAAUUCGAGCGAUUUUGAGCACAUGUCAGGGCCUCUGCUGUACCAAAUGUUGAAGAGCAAGACGCAACUGCCGCUGCAUUCAGCUGUGAGGCUCCAGAGGGAGGAUGUGGUGUUCUUGUGUCUGGUGGAGAACUCCUCAAAGUUGUCAGAUAUCGUCAAUGUUUGGAGUCCUAACGGGGAAUUACCGCUCGAUUUGGCAUUGCGGAGUCAUAAUGGCAGCAUUGCGGCAACACUGGUUCAACACAACGCUGAUAUUAAUAUAAGGGAUGUCCAAGGCGACACUUUACUACAUAGGGCGAUCAAACAGGAGGAUUCCUUUUCGGCUAUUUUUCUACUCGAGAAUAAUUGCAACGUUUCGCUGUCAACAAGGACAGAAAAUGACUCGGCGUUGCAUCUAGUCGCCGGUGCCCCCAAUAUCGCAGACGGAUCGAAGAUAGCCGAGAAAUUGAUCAACAAAAAUGUCAACGUCAACGCGCAAAACAGGCUCGGAUAUACGGCGUUGCAUAUCGCAAUCCAGGCCGACAAUCGGCCCCUUUUCGAACUUCUCUUGUCUCAACCGACGCUCGAUCUUAACCUCAAAACAAUCGACGAGCACGUCCCCCUCUACUACGCCCUCCUCAAACACGAAUCGGGUGACGAUUCCUCCGAUUCGUACGCCUCAAGUCUCAUCGCGAAAAACGCCCAAACUGGUGUACUCUACUCCUCAAAUUGUGAUAGUCUCCUUCAAAAAUUGAUCGAAGAGGGCGCUGCAAAUGCAGCUAUAUUUCUCACCAAUCACGUGUCGAAUUUAAAUCACGUGAAUAGCGAGGGCGAAUCAGCGUUACAUAUCGCCUGUUUGAAGAAUUUGACACUUGUUGUGGAUAAGUUAUUAGAGAUGGGUGCGAAUCCGAAUUUGCUAACGAAUGAAUUGAGACAGUCGGCGUUGCAUUAUGCUGUCAAAAACAACGCACUUGAUUGUAUUGAAGUGUUUAUUGUGAGGGAUUGUGGGGCGAAUUUUAACGCACGUGAUAUCAAUGGCGAAACGCCGAUUAGUUUGGCCCUUAAUGAAGGGUUUAAUGGGCUAGUGCCGGUCCUGAUAAAGGGCAAUGCUGAUGUCAAUGUGCGGAACGGGAAGGACUUCACGCUUUUGCACCAAGCCAUCUUGAAAGAAGAUGCAAAAACGGCCCUUUUCCUCCUUGAUAACGGCGCUGAUAUCAACGCAAAGACGGCCGACUCGGAGACGCCCCUCCAGCUCGCCAUUCAUUGCCGAUUGGGCGAAGUCGUCGACGCUUUAUGUAUAAGGGGCGUGGAUAUGUCGGCGCCUGACCGAUUGGGUAAUUGUCCAUUGUGGGCGGCGCUUGAUUCUGGUCAGGAUGAUAUUGCCAGUAUUUUGGUGCGACAUGGGGCAGAUACGGAUUGUUGGGGGGCGGGACCGGAUGGGUGUCGCCAGACGUUGUUACACAGGGCCAUUGAUGAGAAUAAGGAGGCGGCUGCGAUCUUUUUGAUCCAAUCAGGCUGCGAUUUGGACUCGCCGAGAAUGCCUGGUCCCAAUGGAGAGGGCGGGGAAGAGGCCAGGGAUAGGGCGGCGCCUUUGCAUCUGUGCUGUCAGUGGGGGCUCGAAACGGUGGUCAGGACUCUUAUCGAACAUCGCGCAAACGUAAACAGCCGAGACGCUGACAACAAGACCCCCCUUCACAUUGCAAUCGAAAACCAACACCCGGAAAUAAUUUCGUUACUUUUGAGCGUACCUGAAAUCGAUUUAAGCCUCCGAGACAAGUCAGGUUUGAGCCCUUUUGCCACGGCUUUAACGUUUCGAAACAACAAAGCCGCGCAAGCGAUUUUGGACAAGUUACCAUCGGCUGCUGAACAAUUUGACGCCAAGGGCCAGAAUUUCCUCCACAUUGCGAUCAAAAAGGGCGACAUUGAAAGCGCCCUUUUCCUACUAACCGUGCGCGUGGAUGUGAACUCACGUGUGCAGGACCCCAUGUUGACUCCGCCCCUUCACCUGGCGGCCCGCCACGGCAAUGAGACACUUGUCCGUAGUUUAAUCCUUGCGGGGGCGCGAGUGGACGAUCGUGACGCCCAAAAACGUACCGCCCUACACGUGGCCGCAGAGGCUGGCAACGCCCCCGCUGUCUCCGCCCUCCUGCAAAACAACUCCGAUUACGACGCCCUUGAUAUUGAGAAUAAUAACGCCCUGCAUGUGGCUGUGAGAGAAGGGCAUUUGAAUGUGGUCCGUGUUUUGUUAACCGAGUCAAGUAUCGACGCUGAAGCUGUCAACCUAAAAGGUCGAAACCCGUUGCAUGAGCUUUGUAAGUAUGGCAAGGACAAUGCGGCGGCUAUUUGCGAGCUGUUUCUGGAGUGCAUGCCGGAGUAUCCAAUCAAUAAGACUGAUAUUAUGGGCAACUCGCCUCUUUUACUGGCGUACAUGAAGGGGAAUGGCCCCCUUUGCCGGGUGCUGGUCAAGGCUAAGGCCUGCCUCGCUACGGAAAAUAACGAGAGAGUCACCAUUUUCAAUUAUCAGGUGCCUAGUAAGCAACUUCUGAAUCGGUUGUUGGAUCAGUUGGCCCAACCUGCCGGUUGGACUAGUACGGAUCUGUGUCAGGAGUGUGGGAAAAAUUUUUCGAUUACGGUCAGGACGCAUCAUUGUAGGCAUUGUGGAAGGGCGCUGUGUAACAAAUGUUCCGAUCAGGAGGUUCCGAUUAUUAAAUUUGGGGAGAAUAAACCAGUCAGAGUUUGUAAUGUUUGCUUCGAUGUUUUGAAAACCGGAGGAUAACGCAAUAAUUUACACAUUCCGCUUUAUUUUUAUAUAUUAUAGUUGUUUAUGUUAUCAAAUUUUAUUAAAAGGCUUGUAUUAUCGAA
Tribolium castaneum (red flour beetle) is the source of this 3537-nucleotide messenger RNA. RefSeq lists its product as uncharacterized. NCBI's taxonomy places the organism in Eukaryota, Metazoa, Arthropoda, Insecta, Coleoptera, Tenebrionidae. Gene Ontology annotation, molecular function: metal ion binding; protein binding. The record is from RefSeq and is a predicted model, not a curated record. The coding region runs from base 128 to 3451 and encodes 1107 amino acids. The transcript is spliced from 10 exons.